AUGCGGGAUGGCGACAUCGACUACUUCAAAAAAUACUACCGCAUGGUUCCCCAGCAGUUUGAUUUCCUGUUAAGUCUUGUUGGAAGGGACCUGCAAAGGCUUUAUUGCAUUAAGGAGCCCAUUUCAUCAGCGGAACGACUGGCCAUGACGCUCAUGUAUUUGUCUUCUGGAGACCUGAUUCAAGACAUUGCACUCCCCUUCCCAGUGGGCAUAUCCACUGCACGCCUGGCUGUCAGAGUCACAUGCAAGGCGCUGUGGCACAGGCUUCAGCCAAUAUACAUGCCCAAGCCAGACGCUGCUGCGUGGCUGCACACUGCUGAGGGGUUCUCUCGCACAUGGCAGUUCCCAAACUGCAUUGGUGCAGUUGAUGGAAAACACAUCCACAUCAAGCGGCCCAAGAACUCUGGCACCAUGUAUUUCAAUUAUAAGGGCACAUACUCCAUCGUCCUCCUUGCCAUAGUCGAUAAUGACUACAAGUUUUUGGUCGUGGAUAUUGGCGCCUAUGGCAAGCUGAGCGAUGGAGGAGUCCUCCACCAGUCGCAGUUUGGGCAGCGCUUGGAGCAAGGCCAGUUGCAGCUGCCGAGAAGCUUGGCCUUGCCAAACACCAUGCAGCAAGCUCCGUGUGUGUUUGUCGGGGACGAGGCUUUCCAGCUCCGGCCAGACUUCCUGAGGCCAUACCCUGGACGAGAGCUCGAAGACAGGAAACGGAUCUUCAACUACCGCCCUAGCAGAGCAAGGUGA
Molecule: messenger RNA, 741 nt
Organism: Dermacentor andersoni
Lineage: Eukaryota; Metazoa; Arthropoda; Arachnida; Ixodida; Ixodidae
Source: RefSeq, a predicted model, not a curated record